CCACAUUGCUCACCAGUUGGUGCUCAUUGUCUUUUGUUGCAAUUUACACUUUUGCCAAAUCUUUAUUAUGGCAACCGUCGAAACCAUUUACGUGGGCACCAUCAUCCACUCCAUCUCCCAAACCCAACUCGCCUACCUCAAUCCAGGGAUCCUCGGCGUCAACACAGACGGCACCAUCGCCUUUGUCCACACUCUCCCCCCAUCCACCCCUCUCGACACCUUUCUCGCCACCCUCACAUCCAACAACACUCCCACAAUCCGGCAUCUCCCCGCCCACACCCUCCUCCUCCCCGGUUUCAUCGACACACACAUCCAUGCCCCACAGUACCCCUUUUCAGGCACAGGCUACACCCUCCCCCUCCUAACCUGGCUAACAACCUACACAUUCCCCCACGAACGCCGCUUUAGUUCCCUCUCGUACGCUGAAACGAUUUAUAAACGGGUGGUAGCCAAAUCCCUUCGAUGCGGAACAACGACUGCAGCGUGGUAUGGUACGAUCCAUACACCCGCUACGAUCCUUUUAGCGCGUACGUGCGUUGAGAUGGGUCAACGUGCUCUUGUGGGUAAAGUCUGUAUGGAUCGGAAUGGUGGGGACGGCUACGUUGAGAACAGUGCUGAGCAGUCUUGUGAGGAUACAAUCGAGUUUAUUAGGGGUGUACGACAACUUGGGUCGGAACUCGUUCAACCGAUUUUGACACCGCGGUUUGCGGUAUCGUGUACAAAAGAGUUACUUGCCUCCAUCUCGUCGUUAUCGGACUCUGAAAACCUACGAAUACAAACCCACUGUGCGGAAAAUAUUCAAGAAUGCACACUUGUUGAAUCACUAUUUCAUCUCCCGUACGUGCAAGCAUAUCACUCUUGCGGGAUUUUGGGUCCCAAAACGAUUUUAGCACAUUGUAUCCACCUAAACGAUUCCGAUCGUGAACUCUUAUCACGCACACAAACCUCCAUCUCACAUUGUCCUGUCUCCAAUUUCGCAUUAUCAAGUGGAAUAUGUAACGUCCGCGCUCUUUUAGAUGCCGGUAUUUCUGUUGGAUUAGGCACAGAUGUUGCGGGGGGGUGGAGUACCAACCUCUUGACCGCCAUCCGAAACGCUUUGAUUGCUUCCCGAGUUUUAUCCAUGCGAGAUGGAACGGUGCCAUUAUCGUUAGAGGAAGGAGUUUAUAUGGCUACAUUGGGCGGCGCGAAAACACUCGGACUGGACGCCCAAACAGGGAAUUUCGUCAAUGGGAAAUAUUUUGAUGCGAUUUUAGUGGAUUUGGAUGCGUGUGCGGAUGGACGGAGGGAUCAUUUUGCGAGUCGGUCUGUGGAUGUGUUUGAAGGUGAAGGUCCUCAAGAGUGUUUUGAAAAGUUUUUGUUUUUGGGAGAUGAGAGGAAUGUUGUUGAGGUUUUUGUUGCGGGGCGACGUGUUUUUUGUGUUGAUGAGUGAUACAAGUCGAUGAGGGAUUGGUUUAUGUUUUUUUUUGUAGUUGAUUGGGUGGUGUUUUUGGGAUUUUUGAUAGUCUAGAAUUUCCAAUAGAGUUGUUUAGAUUUUACUAGUAAUGACGGAAUGGGAGGAGUAGACCCCGAUUUGUUUUGCUUUUUUAGCUAAAGGUAUAUCGAUUUUUUGACAAGCUACAACCAAAAGAUGCCCAUUUACACAAAAC
Spizellomyces punctatus DAOM BR117 is the source of this 1646-nucleotide messenger RNA. Its product is annotated as guanine deaminase. NCBI's taxonomy places the organism in Eukaryota, Fungi, Chytridiomycota, Chytridiomycetes, Spizellomycetales, Spizellomycetaceae. The coding region runs from base 68 to 1429 and encodes 453 amino acids. Gene Ontology annotation, molecular function: guanine deaminase activity; zinc ion binding. The transcript has a single exon. Gene Ontology annotation, cellular component: cytosol. The record is from RefSeq and is a predicted model, not a curated record. Gene Ontology annotation, biological process: guanine catabolic process.